Messenger RNA from Knipowitschia caucasica, 3423 nucleotides. The record is from the annotation of a GenBank genome assembly. NCBI's taxonomy places the organism in Eukaryota, Metazoa, Chordata, Actinopteri, Gobiiformes, Gobiidae.
AUGGAUUGCUCUGGGAGGAGAGUGAGUCGCAGCUGGGACUGGGACAGUCCGCGGUGUCGAGCAGAGCUGGAUGAGAUCUUCUUCAGACAACAUGACUACAUUCAUAGUGGGACUUCGGAGCACAAGGACUUCUGGGCUUUCUUUGACCGUUUCCAGAGAUUCAAAACAAAGAGGGAGAUGUCGGGAUAUUGUAGCUCAGAAAACGGCAUGGUCAAGGAAAGUAAAAGUGGCCACAAGGAAGUGGACUUGGGGCUUCCGAGUGACUACGAUGCUCGGUACAAAAUCAACAUUUCUGUGUGCACCAAAGACAUUGAAGAGCGUCUGGGGAAGCAGUAUAAAGGCGGCCGCUCUUCGGGACCAGGGCUUGAAGAAAUCGCUGAAUGUCGCCUCUCAUAUCUGCAUUUUCUAGACUUUGCUCAAAAACAGAGCUUUAUAAAACUCGCAAAACUUCGACGGGAACAGAAGAACUUGCCAAUUUUCCAAUACAAGGACCGUAUAAUAGAGCUUGUGAGACGCCACCCUGUAGUUGUUGUAGCGGGAGACACAGGCUGUGGAAAGUCCACGCAGGUGCCUCAGUAUCUCCUGUCUGCAGGAUUCUCACAGAUCGCCUGCACUCAGCCAAGAAGAAUCGCGUGUAUAUCGCUGGCCAAGAGGGUCAGCUUUGAAAGCCUCAACCAGUAUGGCUCAAAGGUGGGCUACCAAAUACGAUUUGAAACAACCCGGACCACGUCUACUAAACUGAUAUUCCUGACCGAGGGGCUGCUGCUGCGUCAGAUCCAACAGGACGGAGAGUUGUCUCAGUACCAGGUCCUGAUCGUUGACGAGGUCCAUGAGAGGCAUCUCCACUGUGACUUUCUCCUCGGAGUGCUGCGCUCUCUUUUGCAAAAUCGCUCAGACCUUCGGCUCAUCCUCAUGUCGGCCACCAUCAAUAUCAACCUCUUCUCAAAAUAUUUCCACAGUGCUCCGGUGCUGCAGGUGCCAGGGAGGUUGUUCCCCAUACAGGUGAUCUACAAACCGAUCCUACCUGAAGAGCAAGUGUCCCGUUCGGAAAAGCUUGACCCCCGACCGUACCUGCGCAUUCUUCAGGGCAUUGACCAGCGAUAUCCCCCAGAAGAACGCGGAGACCUCCUCAUCUUCCUCAGUGGUGUGACAGAAAUUUCCACAAUCCAAGAGGCCUGUCAGGUUUAUGCCACGCACACACGGCGGUGGAUCAUUUUACCUUUGCACAGCACACUGUCUCUGGCCCAACAGGAUAAGGUCUUUGACAUUUCGCCUCCUGGGGUCAGAAAGUGCAUUAUUUCUACAAAUAUAGCUGAGACAUCAGUGACAAUUGAUGGAGUGCGAUUUGUUGUUGACUCAGGAAAAGUAAAAGAAAUGAGUUAUGAUCCUAAAGCCAAAAUGCAGCGUUUGCAGGAAUUUUGGAUCAGUAGAGCCAGCUCUGAACAGAGAAAAGGCCGUGCAGGUCGCACAGGCCCUGGAGUGUGCUAUCGCCUGUAUGCAGAAUCUGACUAUGAUGCAUUUGCUCCAUAUCCUGUGCCAGAAAUUCACAGAGUGGCCUUGGACUCAUUAGUUCUUCAAAUGAAAAGCAUGAAUCUCGGCGAUCCACUCAGUUUUGUCUUCAUUGAUCCUCCUCCUGCUGCUAGUAUCCAGACCGCAGUGACCUACCUCAAAGACCAAGGCGCUCUGGACAGUCGAGCCGAGCUAACCACUAUUGGGACAUUACUGGCCCAACUUCCAGUGGACGUGGUCAUAGGAAAGAUGUUGGUUUUGGGCUCUGUGUUUAACCUGGUGGAGCCUGUUCUGACCAUAGCAGCAGCUCUCAGUGUCCAGUCUCCUUUUCUACGCAGUUCACAGCAUAACCCAGACUGCGCCACGGCUCGCCAACCGCUGCACAGCAACCAGGGAGAUCCUUUUACUUUGCUCAAUACCUUUAAUUCCUGGGUUGAGGUGAAGGGAGAGCGAGGUGGAGGCUCGAGGAAGUGGUGUCGUAGAAGAGGUCUGGAGGAGCAGCGACUUUAUGAGAUGGUCAACUUACGGAGGCAAUUCAAGGAGUUAUUGAAAACCCAAGGCUUGUUGGAAUCAGAAGACAAGGCCUCCUCUAGUGGUGACCGCGGGCAGCGCAUGCAGCGGCUGUCGGAGAGAAGGAAGCUGCAUCAGAUGAAGAGAGAUCACGAGCAACAAGAGGGAAGCAAACGUAAAGUCCUGCGAAUGGAGGAAGGUCAGGAGGAUUCAUCAGGGUCAGACACUGAGGACAGAGGCAGGAAGAAGAAGGACAAAGAGGGAGCAGGACAGAAUCUGGACAUACAGGAGGUGAAGUUCAAGUUGCGUCAUAACGUCUCUGAGCUGCAGGAUGCUGUGGGCGCCUGUCAGGACCUCUCUUCCAGAAAACAGGCACUUCUAAAACUUCUGGUCUGUCGAGGGCUUUAUCCACAACUGGCUUUACCAGAUGAACACAACACCGCCCGCAAGGACUCCGACCAGGUGUUUCACACAAAGAGUAAGCAGGGGGUUGUGAUCCAUCCAACAAGUGUUUUUGCCAGUGAUCCGGAGGUGUUACAAGUUCCUGAGGAUGACGGAAGAGAGGCACCUACCAAGAAAAACAGCAGCAAACAUCAGCUCCUCGCUUUCGUCACUCUGCUAGAGACGAACAAACCAUAUCUGACAAACUGUGUUCGAGUUCCAGCCUUGCAGAUGUUACUGCUUGUGGCCAACGCUGUGGACAGUAAUGCAGACUGCAGUCGGCUUGUGGUGGAUGGAUGGCUGGAGGUGGAGUUCAGAAUGCCGGAGGAAGCUCUGAAGAUCUUGUCCACGGCACUUUCCCUCAGAGCAGACUGGGAGCGUCUUCUUGUCCAUCAGCUGAGCCAGAGAUCUCUGGAGGAAACAUUAGCCAGGGGAGUGUCCAGAAAAGAUCUCGAGAAAUUAAGUGAAGGCCUGGUUCGCUUUCUACUGUACACUGAGGUCAGAUACAGUAUCCGCAGGCUAACUGCUUUACAGACACAGAACCUGUACAUAGGCCCACAGUCCGAGGACUCCACAUUCCCAGGAGGAAACCCCAUUUUUCCAGGAGUGGAUGCCAAACCAGAUCCCAUUAAGGGAGGCCUUUGUGUCACCAGCUUUUUCAACUACAACUGUCUGUCUGACUCCAGGGACUUGUACAGUGAAUGUCUUCGCGCAUUCUGGACCUGUCCAAACUGUGAUCUCUACAUGCCUCUCACACCGCUGGAGCGCAUGCAGCACGAGGCCACCUGCAGGCCACCAGGGGAACAGCAGCAGUCUGAAGAAGAAACUGUGAGUGAAAAGCCGAGCUCGUCCAUGUCCAGUUUGAGUAGAGUUUACCAUUGUGACAUUUGUGAUAAAGAUCUUACUCUGACUUCAACUGAGAUCCUUAAACACAAGCGACAGCACAUGUAUACCAUCAAAUAA